UGUCAUAGCCUUUAUCAAUGGACGCUUUCGACCUGCGUACAUUAGCGCUACAGUCUCUGCUAGUGUUCUAGAAGUUUAAUUAGCGCAGGGCCGAAUGCGGGCAGCAACGUCCGUGCUCUGCAGGCGCUACGCUUCUUCAAGUGCAAAGAGGACAUAUUACGACGUGCUGGAGGUUAGUCCGAGCGCAAAGCCGAACGAAAUCAAGGCGGCCUAUUACAGGCUCUCGAUGAGGUACCACCCCGACAAAAACAAGGGCAGUAGUGGCGAGCGCUUCCAGGAGAUCACCACUGCGUACGACACGCUCUCUAACGAAUCCCUGCGGGCGCACUACGACGAUAAGAUUAUGGGAGGCUCCUCUUCCCCGCUGCAGGGCCUUCACGCGAGGAAGCCGACGAGGCGCGCGCCAAUGGGCGGCCGCUCGCAGAUAUACAACUUCGACGAAUUCUACCGGCAGCACUACGGGGAUGCCGUGAAGUCGUACCAGUGGCGCAAGCAGAAGUACGAGGACGUGUUGCGAGAGGAGGAGAUGCAGAUCAGGCGAGGGAAAGGAGACGCGGGUGUGGCCGUGGCACUGUUUGCCGUUGUCGCCCUUGCCCUGUUCGGCGUACACGUGUGGGAGAAAAUGCACGACACGCCUUCUUCGCCACCUCAAGAGAGGAAAUAAACAUUUUAUUUCUUACACAUC
This is a messenger RNA of Rhipicephalus sanguineus (brown dog tick), 685 nucleotides long. RefSeq names its product dnaJ homolog subfamily C member 30, mitochondrial. The coding region runs from base 95 to 664 and encodes 189 amino acids. Lineage: Eukaryota; Metazoa; Arthropoda; Arachnida; Ixodida; Ixodidae. The transcript has a single exon. The record is from RefSeq and is a predicted model, not a curated record.